ACGGAUAACAGUAGUGGGUGUGAGGUGGAUUUGAACUUCAAGCCGGGGCAGAGUGGAGGAGACUCCUAGCUGAUGUCUGAGUAGACUGCGCUCGGAGGAGAGAAGAGAGCUCUGUACAGCUGGAACUAGAACGUAUAUUAGUCUGGUUCUGGAACUAGAAUCCGGGAUCUUUGGAAAGUUGAUCGAAAACUUACUUGGUGGAUAGCUGGACCCAAGGUUCUAUAGAGAUGUUACAUCUCAGGCACCUGCUCUGGCUGAUGUUUCUCUGUUCUGCUUUAGCUGAGAAAGAUCCAUCAUGGAGGAUGACGGUAGAGAAGGCAGCUCCCGUUAGUGGUUCUCUGGCAGGCAGGGUGGUGCUACCAUGCCACUUCUCCAUCACCCCCACCACACACACCUCCACACUCACCCCUAGCACCCAGGGCCCAGAGGACCAGCUGAGGAUCAAGUGGAGCAAGCUCGAGGGAGAUGCGGAGCGUGUGGUGCUGGUGGCCCAUGGAGGAGUGAUCAAGGUGGGGCAGGAGUACAGGGGAAGGGUGUCUGUGCCCAGCCACCCCCAGGAGGUAGGGGAUGCCUCGCUGAUCGUUGUCCAACUGAGGGCUAGCGACGCUGGACUCUAUCGCUGCGAAGUCAUGCAUGGGAUGGAGGACACCCAGGAUACUGUUCAUCUCAAUGUCAGUGGUGUGGUGUUUCACUACAGAUCUAGCUCUAGUCGUUACACCUUGUCCUUCCCUGGGGCCAUUGACGCGUGUCUCGCUGCCGGGGCCACCAUCGCUACAGCCGAACAGCUGACCGUCGCCUUCGAGGACGGACUGGACCAGUGUGACGCCGGAUGGAUAGCCGACCAGACUGUCAGAUACCCAAUCACGAAGCCCCGUCCUGGUUGCAUGGGCGAUAUGAAGCACAGACCUGGGAUCAGGACGUAUGGGCUCAGAGACCCUAAAGAGACCUAUGACGUCUACUGCUAUGUAGACAAACUACACGGUGAGGUGUUCUACGCCCCUGUCAGCUACAAGCUGACCCUUCGCCAGGCCAAGCAUGAGUGUGAGAGGCAGGGGGCGGUGCUCGCCUCCCCUGGUAACCUGUUUGCCGCGUGGCGUGGAGGACUGGAUCGCUGUGACUACGGCUGGCUGUCAGACGGCAGCGUCCGCUACCCCAUCUCCGUCCCCAGGCCCCAGUGUGGAGGAGGGCUGCUGGGGGUCCGGACCCUGUACCGAUUCCCUGACCAGUCAGGCUUCCCCAACCCUGUUGACAGACACGGAGCUUUCUGUUUCAAGGCUUUGCAGCAGUGCACGGUGAAUGUGUGUCUGAACAAAGCAUCUUGCUACCAGAGAGGCAACGCCAGCAUCUGUGUAUGUGCACCUGGAUACACCGGACAGCGCUGCGAGACAGAUGUUGAUGAGUGCCAGUCCAACCCGUGUGCUAAUGGAGCCACCUGUAUGGACGGAGUCAACUCCUUCAGCUGUGUGUGUCUGCCCAGCUACGCAGGACAGCUCUGUGAACAAGACACGGAGGUGUGUGAGUAUGGCUGGCAGAAGUUCGAGAGCCAUUGUUAUAAGUACGUCACCCACCGUCGGACAUGGGAUGCUGCCGAGAGAGAGUGUCGUGUCCAAGGAGCCCACCUAGCCAGUGUCCUGUCACAGGAGGAGCAGCUGUAUGUCAACCGUCUGGGCCAUGACUACCAGUGGAUCGGUCUGAACGACAAGAUGUUUGAGAGAGACUUCCGCUGGACAGACGGCAGCAUCAUGCAAUAUGAGCACUGGCGUCCCAACCAGCCAGACAGUUUCUUCCAAUCUGGAGAGGACUGUGUGGUGAUGAUCUGGCACGAGGGAGGACAGUGGAACGAUGUACCCUGCAACUACCACCUCACCUUCACCUGCAAGAAGGGCACAGUCUCUUGCAGCCAGCCCCCAUUAGUGAAGGAUGCCUGUGUGUUUGGUUCUAUGAAGCCUCGUUAUGAAAUCAACACUCUGGUUCGUUACCACUGUAAAAACGGCUUCAUACAGAGACAUGUCCCUACCAUCCGCUGCCGUGACAAUGGCCAAUGGGACAGCCCCAAGAUCACCUGUAUGAGCCCCGCUACCUACCAGAAGUCUUUCGUUUCUAGGCAACGUACCGAUAAUCACAAUCAUAACCAGAAUCAGUACAAUCACAACAAUCGAAACCAACAAUACAACAAUUAAAACAACCAAGACCAACAGAAGAACUACAACCAGCAACGUCAGGGCAGCCGUAACCAGCAGCAACAGAGCCAGAGAGAGAAGAGACAUCAACACUAAUCUGAUCUCUGCUCAGUCCUUAAAAGCGCAGAUAAGGUUGCAAAAUUCCCCAAAUUCCAAAAUUUUCCAGAAAUCCUGGUUGGAGGAUUCUGAAUUUCCUGCUUAUUCCCUCCUGAUUCCAGGACUCUUCCAACUGGGAUUUCUAUAAUUUUGAGUAAUGUACUAAUCCCAGAUCAAGUCAGAUCGGAUCAAAGGGGCUAGCUAGGGCCAGACCCAUAGACAUACAUUCAGAACUAUUUAUAAAUAUGUAUAGCUAUGGCUCUGGAUAGGGCCAUGGAGUAUUUCACAAGGCAUAAUCAUAAUCAGCAAGCUAACUCUGAUAAACUGAUAAAACACAGGUUUAAUAAACAUUGUUACACAUUGUAUUGUAUUGAGUAUUGAGUCAAUUUCAAAUUCAACUAGGACAAAUUAAGUUUCAGAAUAUUUUUGAAGUUAGUUGGCUAACUUGAUCUUGAUCUUGCUUAGCGAAAUCUCCCCAGAUCACAUCUGAUUCUUCCUACAACAACACACAGUGCCUUAAUGGUUAAUACAGCAACAGUGUCCAUCUCUAGAACAGGAGAGCUUUUCUGUGCCUGCUCUAGAGGGACACAUCUCAAUCCAAUGCUUUCUGAAAAUGUCCACUUUAUCCUGUUUCUUUUUCCUGAGAAAUAAUCCACUGAAAAGACAUAUAAAAUAUAUAUUUGUCUCACUACUAGAAUGUCUGCCUGUGCCCUGGUGACAAGUUUGCAAUUAUUCCAGUGAAAGAGACCCUAGUUUAUUAUUUGGAAUAAUGAGCAUUCACAUAAUCACAUCAGCAAGUUAUGAAGGUUUAUAUGAAUCAUUCCACAUUUUCUGCUCACAGAAUGGAAGAUAGAAGUUGAUUGUUCUCAUAUACAACCCCCCCCCCCACCUUCAGAACAGCUUCAAUUCGUCUGGGCAUGGACUCUACAAGGUGUUGAAAGCGUUCCACAUGGACGCUGGCCCAUGUUGACUCCAAUGCUUCCCACAGUUGUGUCAAGUUGGCUGGAUGUCCUUUGGGUAGUGGACCAUUAUUGAUAAAUACGGAAAACUGUUGAGUGUUAAAAGCCCAGCAGCGUUGAAGUUCUUGACACAAACCAGUGUGCCUGGCACCUACUACCAUACCCCGUUCAAAGGUACUUAAAUCUUUUGUCUUGUCCAUUCAUCCUCUGAAUGGCACACAUACACAAUCCAUGCCUCAAGGCUUAAAAAUCCUUCUUUAACCUGUCUCCUCCCCUUCAUCUACACUGAUUGAAGGGGAUUUAACAGGUGACAUCAAUAAGGGACCAUAGCUUUCACCUAUAUUCACCUGGUCAGUCUGUGUCAUGGAAAGAGCAGGUGUUCUUAGUGUUUUGUAUACUCAGUGUAGUCUUGAUUCAAUAUUGUGCAUACAGGCAGUAUGUCAUGUGAAUUCAUUUUAUGUAAAUAAAAAUUAGCCACAUGUUUAUCACUAUCUUCGGUCAAUGAAAAAGUCACUAUGAAGUGCAAUCGUUGUUCAUGACAAGUGACUGUUAACAUAUGGAGCAUAGACCUGAUAUCUGUGACAGUCACCUCCUGCAGUGGCUCUCCAGCGUAUUCAAAAACAUCAGUCAUUCCUUCAUCGUAAAGAUCAUGUUUUUAAAAGGGUGUGUUUAAAAAAAAAACAGUAUGUAUACAAUGAUAAAGAGGAAAAUAUAGAGUUUAAUGCAUGUCAGGUAUGUGGGUGGGCGUGUGCUGUGGCUAGAGACCUGACUCAUAAGAUAGAGGAUAAAAGUUAUAUAUGAAGACAUAUCCAUUUAAUUUAUUGUAUAUGUUACACCUAUGAAUGGACUGUGAUACUGUUAAAGGUCAUGAGAACUGAAGUGAUUUUUACAACAAUGACUUCUUUUGCUGUUUACAGAAAUCUGUCUUGUUGUACCUUGCAGAGAAAGUACCUUAUCUUACAUUAUGUUGCCUUUCAGUUCUUUAUGUUGCACACAACCUGUUUAGUAAAGUUAUACAAUCCAGAUAUCUGAGCUGUUACUGUGCUGGGCAGGGGGUUGACCUGUACCCAAGAAUCACCACAAACUGCUCUCAACAGAACCAACUGUACCCAAGAAUCACCACAAACUGCUCUCAACAGAACCAACUGUACCCAAGAACCACCACAAACUGCUCUCAACAGAACCAACUGUACCCAAGAACCACCACAAACUGCUCUCAACAGAACCAACUGUACCCAAGAAUCACCACAAACUGCUCUCAACAGAACCAACUGUACCCAAGAACCACCACAAACUGCUCUCAACAGAACCAACUGUACCCAAGAAUCACCACAAACUGCUCUCAACAGAACCAACUGUACCCAAGAAUCACCACAGACUGCUCUCAACAGAACCAACUGUACCCAAGAAUCACCACAAACUGCUCUCAACAGAACCAACUGUACCCAAGAAUCACCACAAACUGCUCUCAACAGAACCAACUUUGAGAAACACUCAGGUCGUGUUCCCCUGCUCAGACAAUGCAUGUAUCAACCAAUGGAUGCAUGCCAGAUCAUCGACUGCGCCGUCAGGCAUCAGAUUGCUGUAACAUAUGAAUUUGUUGGCUGAUACGUAAAAUACCUAUCCAGGCACAUCUAAGCAGAGUAACACAACCUCAAAGACACUUGAACUAUGACCUUUUAGAAAUACAAAUGAUUCCUUUUUACGUUAGGAACAUUAUUGGUCCCCAAAAAAUAGCUCAAAUACUUCUUCAGUAUAUCCUGUUACUAUCGUCCGUAAAAUAUCUGUAUAAAUCAAUUGCUCCUGAUUAAGCAUGGACAACAGUACAAAGAGGAGACUGUAUUGAAAGUUUAUCGGCUAAUAUCGCUGUUCCUCAGUUAGAGGAUUCUGCUGCAUUUGUCUUCUUUGUUUACUGCUUUCAUACAUUCUGUUUGUUUUAUCAUCCAUGUCUGUUUCUACCCAGAGAGUGUUGGGGAUACUGUAUCGGAGGAGGCAGAGGGAAUGUGACUUAUCAGAGAAUACUUAGUCUGUUUCUAUGUUAUGUUGUGUAUGUCGCCAAAGACCCACUAAUAAUGUACCCAUACACCAUCCUCUGCUCCAUCGCAACUUCUGCUGUGUGUGCAAUAAAAAUAUUAUAACAAAUUUUA
This is a messenger RNA of Salmo salar (Atlantic salmon), 5382 nucleotides long. NCBI's taxonomy places the organism in Eukaryota, Metazoa, Chordata, Actinopteri, Salmoniformes, Salmonidae. The record is from RefSeq and is a predicted model, not a curated record.